This is a messenger RNA of Plasmodium fragile, 711 nucleotides long. RefSeq lists its product as uncharacterized. Lineage: Eukaryota; Apicomplexa; Aconoidasida; Haemosporida; Plasmodiidae. The transcript has a single exon. Bases 1 to 711 code for a protein of 236 amino acids. The record is from RefSeq and is a predicted model, not a curated record.
AUGUUUCGAUCGGAGGCGCACUUCCGCAUGCUGGCCAACCUGCGCUUUCUGGAAUUACAAAAGUUGCUCCUUAAAAGGUUUCAAAUUUUCAAGAAUGAAGAAAUAACUGUGCUCAAGAAAGGCAACAUGAAGACCAUUUUGAACGAAUGGGCUGAAUUCUUAACCAAGGAGCAGAAAAGGACAAACAUCACACACAUCCCAGAUGAAGUGUUGCAGAGUAAAAAGGUGGCCGACAUUUUGAAAGACGACAUUGAAUGCAGGUGGUUGGUUGAUCGGAUCAAUGUGGGCAGUAAUCAGGGCGGUGUGAAUGACAUUAUUAGUGAUGCUGACCUUGGGCACGAUGGCUCCGCGCUGAGCAAAAUGGACCAACUCCAUUUCGAUGAGUAUCCAAACUUGUUCUAUUACGAGUACCCGCAAUUCCCGUACAACUAUUAUGACAAAAAAAAAAUGAGCAACUUUUAUUCGCUUAUAAAAUUCCCCUACAACGAUAUAUUAAAUAUUUCGAGGAAGAUCAAAAGGGAUGUGACCCCCCCGGGUGGUAAUGGUAAUGCUGAGGAGGGGAAGAUGAAGCAGAGCGAGAAGCCGCGAGCGGACGCGUUGGAAUCAACGCAUGUCGACGUAGUUGAUGAUGACUUCAUGAAUUACUCCAGCAAUAGUUAUGUGUAUGCCCCCUCGGAGAUGGAGACGUCGAAGGAGAACUACCAUGAGUAG